AUGGUGACAUAUGGUGGAGACGAAGUCAAUGCGUUGGUAAUGGAUGUGGGAUCCACCACCACACGCGCUGGCUAUGCAGGCGAAGAUACACCCAAAGCAGUCUUCCCUACGUGCUACGGAUAUCUGGAAGAACCUGAUGUAGAUCCUUCUUCCCAAACCAAACCCACCGACGGCGAUAUCACCAUGACCGAAGCAGCAGCAAGCGAGAGCUCCGAUCCGAGAGUCAAAAAAUCAUACUUUAUCGGUGACACGAAAAUCAACACAUGGCGAGCGAACAUGGAAGUGAAGAAUCCCAUGGAAGACGGUCUAGUCACCGAUUGGGAUGCCAUGGAGCAGAUUUGGAAUGCGACUUUCCACAGUAUGAUGCGCGUCAACCCAACCGAACACCCUUUACUGUGUACAGAACCCGCUUGGAACACCACUGACAAGCGUGAAAAACUGGUAGAAUUAGCAUUUGAAAAGUUUGAUUUCCCUGCAUUCUACUUGGCUAAAGAUGCUGUCAUGACUGCAUUUUCGGUGGGAAGAGCAACGGCACUGGUACUUGAUGCUGGAGGCAGUUUAACGAGCGCCGUACCUGUGUAUGACGGUUAUGUCCUGAAGAAGGGUAUUCUGCGACAACCUAUUGGUGGUGAUCUACUGACGAGAGAGAUCCUGCAACAGCUCAAGACCGAAUAUCAAUAUGAUGUGACUCCUCACUACAAAAUUGCGAGCAAGAAACAUGUGGACAGCGGCCAAGCGCCCGAGGUACAGCUGCGCGAUCGUCCCGGCACCACGCAAAGCUACCACGAUUAUCAAGUUUCUCGCGUCAUUCACGAAUACAAGGAAUCCGUUUGUCAAGUAUCGGAAGUAUCUUUCGAUGAAGGCAUUGUCGCUUCGCGUCCACAGAAACCUUUCGAGUUCCCUGAUGGCUACAACAACUCGUUCGGUGUGGAACGUUACCGACUUCCGGAAAUCCUUUACCAGCCAAAGAAUUUCGUGCAAAUCCCACAACAGACGGAGGACUUGGGAGACAACGUCAAGAUCCCUUCCGUGGGAUUAACGCAACAGCAAAUCGACAACAGCCUCGGUAUGCACCAAUUGGUGUAUAACAGUAUAUGCAACUGCGAUAUCGAUCUUCGACCUCUUCUCUUCAACAACGUGGUGGUCACUGGCGGCAGUACCUUGUUCCCUGGUUUCAACGAACGUCUCAAUUAUGAAUUGCCUAUGAUGGCACCAGGUAGCAAAAUCAAGAUUCAUGCUGCGGGUAAUCAAAUGGAGCGUAAAUGCAGCAGUUGGCUGGGAGGUUCGAUUUUGGCAUCGUUGGGCACCUUCCAUCAAUUAUGGAUCUCCAAGAAAGAAUACGAAGAAGUUGGCGCCUCCAUUGUAGAAACCAAAUGCCAGUAA
Molecule: messenger RNA, 1383 nt
Organism: Radiomyces spectabilis
Lineage: Eukaryota; Fungi; Mucoromycota; Mucoromycetes; Mucorales; Radiomycetaceae
Product: actin family
Exons: 9
Coding region: 1-1383 (460 amino acids)
Biological process (GO): regulation of transcription by RNA polymerase II
Cellular component (GO): NuA4 histone acetyltransferase complex; SWI/SNF complex
Molecular function (GO): chromatin binding
Source: RefSeq, a predicted model, not a curated record